CGUUCUCUGAAUCAGAUAAAACCAUCUGAAGAUUCCAGGAACUCAAGGGAAGACGUAGAUCUAAUAUCAGUGGCAAAUUAAGGAGGAGAAUAUGCACGUGGUAAUGCUUCCAUGGUCGGCCUUCGGUCACAUGAUCCCCUUCUUCCAUCUUUCCAUAGCUCUAGCCAAGGCCGGUAUCCGAGUCUCCUUCAUCUCCACCACUUCCAACCUCCGUAGGCUCCCCCUUCAUUUCAUUCCUCCUGACUUGGCAGCUCCGCUAAAUUUGGUGGAGCUUCACUUACCCGCCGUCGAUGGCCUACCAGCCGAUGCCGAAGCCACCGUUGACGUUGCCUUCGACCAAAUCCAAUACCUCAAGAUAGCCUAUGAUCGCUUGAAACCACAAAUCAAACAGUUCAUCUCCCAAGACAUACCCGAUUGGAUUAUCCAGGAUUUCGCUUCCCAUUGGACGGCCGAAAUCUCUCGAGAACUUAAAGUCCACGUUCCACUCAUUCUAUUCUCCGUCUUCUCUGCUACCAUAUUUUCCUUCCUUGGUCCACCAGAGUAUCUCACUGGUGAAGCUCAAGCUAAACACUGGUCAUCUCCUGAAUCUCUGAUAUCUCCGCCGGAGUGGAUUGAUUUCCCGUCCACAGUUGCUUUCCGGUCGUUUGAGGCUGGUCCCAUACAUGCAGGCUUUUUCGGUAAAAACGCCUCCGGGACGACUGAUACCGAGCGCCUGAUGCUGACGGCAACCGCCUCGCAAGCUGUUGCGAUCCGAAGCUUCAAGGAGUACGAAGGUCAAUAUUUGGAAUUACUACAGAAGGUUUACCGGAAACCAGUAAUUCCGGUUGGUGUACUUCCGCCGACACCGGCACCGCCGUUGGCGGAGAAAAGCUUCCAAGAAGAGUGGUCGACUGUUUUCAAGUGGCUUGACCAACAGUCGCCUAAGUCGGUCGUGUUUGUUGGGUUUGGCAGUGAGUGCAAGCUGAGUAGAGAUCAGGUGUAUGAGAUAGCCCAUGGCCUUGAUAUUUCUGGGCUUCCCUUUCUGUGGGCCUUAAGGAAGCCCAUGUGGGCAGUCGACGAGGAUGAUGCAUUGCCACCGGAAUUCAGAACCCGCAACAAGGGCCAAGGUGUAGUGUGUUUGGGCUGGGCUCCUCAGAUGGAAAUUCUGGCCCAUCCUUCGGUGGGCGGGUCACUGUUUCAUUCCGGGUGGGGGUCCAUAAUAGAAACCCUCCAAUUCGGUCACACCUUGGUGGUCCUGCCGAUUGUGAUCGACCAGGGCUUGAACGCUAGGCUGCUUGUCGAGAAAGGUUUGGCCGUGGAAGUAGAGAGGGGAGAAGACGGGUCGUUCGAUCGGAAAGGCAUCACUAGGGCCCUAAGGAAGGCCAUGGUGGAUGAAGAAGGUGAGGGGGUGAGGGUCCGAGCGAGGGAGAUGAGGACCUUCUUUGGUGAUCACGGGCUCCAUCAAGCAUACAUGGAUGGGUUCAUCCAAUAUCUCAAGAAGAAAGAACAGAAAGAGGAAACUCGUUAACCCACUUUUGUCACUUCUUCUGUUAGGGUGACCGCGGGUGUAGGAAAACUCGGUCCUACUCCAUAGGUGCUUUGGAUCCUUUUUUUUUUUUUU
This is a messenger RNA of Macadamia integrifolia, 1600 nucleotides long. RefSeq names its product putative UDP-rhamnose:rhamnosyltransferase 1. Lineage: Eukaryota; Viridiplantae; Streptophyta; Magnoliopsida; Proteales; Proteaceae. The record is from RefSeq and is a predicted model, not a curated record. Bases 92 to 1507 code for a protein of 471 amino acids. Gene Ontology annotation, molecular function: UDP-glycosyltransferase activity. The transcript has a single exon.